CUGCCGCAACUUGCCGCACCCUAACGCACCACUGCCGCACCCAUCCCAAAUCAUGAGUACUACACUUAUUUUCAGCCUGCGCUGUUCUCGUGCACCAAAUAAAUGAACUAGGAGUGUUUCUCGUCCGACUCCUCAAUUAUCCACUUCACACUAAUGCAUCUGAGAGGCUGAAUUCAGAGAACAAUUUUGAGCAUGUUGCGGCACGGAUGCGGUACUGGGUGCGGCAGCUUCCAAUCAAGCACCCACCUCGCAACGGCCUGUCUCCCUUGACAGGCGCCCUCUGACUGCAAUAUCAUAUAGGCUUACCAUGUGCACGUCACACCACCCCUCAAUGGCACAGCCACUAAUAUCGAGGGAUGCGCAUCGAUCUUUGCAGUAUCACGUGCAGCUCCUGCAGUGUCAAGACCUUGCGACGUUCAAGUCUAUCUCAUCCUCUCUCGUUCGCGACUACCCCAAGGCUGAGGACUGGUUGAACUGGUGGAUGGCAGAUGGGCGUGCCGAAAUGUUGUUCACUCCCUUUCGGCGCAUGCCAGAUAAUCUCUGGUAUAAUCUCGAGGACACCACCAACGCGGAGGAGGCAAUGCAUUGGCGGAUAUACUGUGGCCUUGGCAAGUUUCAUAGCUUCGUGGCUGGAUUACAUGCACUGCGGGCAUUUUCUGAGUAUUGGCAGCUGCAAUUGGCUGGUAAUUCUUCUGGGAUUCCUCUUUUCUAUGGAAAUAUGCGGCAGUUUUGGCAGAAAUGGAAAGCCGAGCUUGGCACUACGCAUCCUUCUCGUGCACCAGACAAGAUCGCAGCCAAAAAACGAACUCGAAAUGAUGGUCGCCCCCCUGAUACAGCUCGUCAAUUACUUGGCAAUCACUCUACCAAUGGAGAGGCCCUACAUGACACAUCAUUGUCUCCGACGAAACGACCCCGCCUACUAAAUGACAUCAAACGAGCUUCCUAUAAGUGGUCUAACAACUCAUGUUGGCUUGAUACUUCACUCGAACUUCUUUUUGCUGCUGCCUCACGAGAUUUCGAGACAUCAUUCAGCCCCCGAAUGUCAGAGUUAACUGAUGACGACUCGCUUUCACUCCUCAGUCGUGCCCUCAAUGCUCGCGCUGUGGUGCAAGGCCCCGAUCCCUCAGCACCAGAUGAUAUUGUUGGUAUGUUGAUUGUGCAGCGUGAUAGUCUUAGAAAAGACCUCUCCGACAAGAAUAUAAUCUCGGACGUAGACUCUUUCGAACCAAUCUUUGUAUAUCGGCACUGGCAAAUUGUCCGCAAGCCUAGGACCGUCUUUCAUCACCAAUUGGGAAGAUCUAUGGCAGAGCAGUUUGACGGGGAUGCGAGCAAAUGGUUUCGACACUUAAUCCAGGUCAAGAAGCCACCCGAGAAAUCACAUUCCUGCUGGUGUGUAUUGGAUGGUGACGUGUUGUGCAAUGGGGCAGCCACUUGUCUCAAAUUUUGCUCACAUAUACCCGUCACGUUAAUAAUUGAAAAUGACGAUCAAGACAUCCAAGGGCAUGAUAACAACGGCUCAUCGUGGCACUUCCCGCAGACGAUUCGACCACUAGAUGGAAAGGCAGAGGAACGUCAAGGUGUUGUAUAUGAUAUUGUUGGGCGAGCAUUCUUUAGUCCGGGCACCAGUCAUUUCAUUGCUCGUUAUGCCACUCCCGACAAACACAUCUACGACUACGACGGGAUAAAGUUCGGUGGUUAUGCGACAGUGGAUAGGAAGGCAAAAAUAACCACCCACGUCGCAGGCACACAUCGCCUGAUAUCCCCACCCCCUCGAUUCAACACUUGCGCUGUGAUUUACCAUCUUCGUGGAGGGACCGAAGCUCAACGAUACUUUUCACGACACCAGAUGGCAUUAGCGCAGCAGACGUUGAACAUCGAGUUUGUCAACUCACAUAAUGGCAGCCAGUUGACUGAUAGCGAACUGUCAAUACCCCGGGAAAUUCAAUUGCAUGGUGAUAUUCUCCCAAUUCUGUCAGACGAGCGGUUCUGGGCCCUGGAUCAAACGAACUCGUCAAAAUAUGUGGACUAUGUAUCUCGCAAACCCACCGUGGAAAGUUCAUUGCCCCCCCCACCAAUUUCACAGCCAAGACCACUGAAACGCAAGCGGGUACAGUUGAAUAGCGAAGUGGCAAUUCAGUGUGAUAACUGCGAGCGCUGGUCUCACGUAGCUUGCCAGAGGGAUGGUCGGGCAAGUAACUUGACAAAAAAGCAGUCAUUUUACUGUGAUGCUCCUGACUGUGCGCCAUAUGGUGAUCGUGUAUCACUCUCGCAAAUUAGACGGCCUGAGCGGUGUGUCUCUUUAUUUGUUGCAUCGAGACUCACAAUGUUAUAUUGUUGGAAGGGGGCACUAGCACGCCAUGGCAAAUAUUGGUAUCCCGUCAGGAUAAAGUCAUGUCAACGUGUGUCUGGAAGUCUGAGGACAUCGUUCACCGUCAAAUGGUGGAGGCACUGUUCUUUCAAACUUGGUACCACACAACCUCCAGGUGAGGUUGGCGAGGGAGAUAUAGUUGAUGCUCUCUAUGGAGAUCGAAAACGUCGCCGCAUGAUCCGGCUCGGGAAGUGGACACACGCUCACGAAGUUCCCCAGCAUGAGGAUGUCGUUGCAAACUUUAGGAAUAUACCCUACAGCAUCAAUAUCGACGAAGCAUUGGCUCCUCACACUCAACUUCUUACAGAUAUUCUUGAGCAUCCAGAUCCCGUGAAGAUGCGCGACACAGUCCCAGUUCUUGGAUAUCUCGCCAACCUGUCAGAGAAAUCAGGUCGUAGGCACACUACAGUCCCAUAUUGUGGUGAUCUGUCACUCACGGACUGUGCCCAUAUUGCGAACUGGAUUUACCGACAUGUCCCUGGCGCAGCUAAACGAAUUAUUGAUUGGCUGAACUGUGCUACAUAUGCACAUGCUUGCACUAUCGUAGUUUCGAAGCGCAAGAAAGACUUACUCCAGGAGCCGGCCGAAAAUAUCCUCAUUGAACAAAACGCGAUGCUCCAGGCUGCCUGGCUUGACCUCCAACUCAGCUAUGAUCUGACCUCGAUGGAUAUAGACGUCGACUUGGAGUGUCUUGGCAUACUGGAACAGCGGAUGUUCGAGCUCUCGUUGGCUGCAGGAGCUGCAGGAAAUGAACAAUGGGGCAAAGAUGCUGGAGCACACCAAGAGCGAUGGAAUCCCUAUGAGGGCCUCCCUGAGCACUGGAAUCAUGGCGACCGAGAUUCAUACGCACCAGAAUUUGAAGGAGAAGUAGACGUGCGUCAUCAUCGCUUUUCAUCGCGGAUCAGUCUGACAUGGUUCGACUAAUAGUGUGGACCGAACUUUAGCGAGGGAAGUGAGCCUGACAUAGUUAAGAAAGAGAAACGCACCAAAAAAACCAAACCGCGGCCACGACCAAGGAAGAUACACAAGGCUUCAUAGGCUGGGGCCUCGUAGUAGUAGUUUGUACUCUGAAAGCCCCGGUAUCCGUU
This is a messenger RNA of Suillus clintonianus, 3456 nucleotides long. RefSeq lists its product as uncharacterized. NCBI's taxonomy places the organism in Eukaryota, Fungi, Basidiomycota, Agaricomycetes, Boletales, Suillaceae. The coding region runs from base 308 to 3292 and encodes 994 amino acids. The transcript has 9 exons. The record is from RefSeq and is a predicted model, not a curated record.